Molecule: messenger RNA, 240 nt
Organism: Naegleria fowleri
Lineage: Eukaryota; Heterolobosea; Eutetramitea; Acrasida; Naegleriidae
Exons: 2
Coding region: 1-240 (79 amino acids)
Source: RefSeq, a predicted model, not a curated record
AUGGAAUUUGUGCGAAAUAAUUGGUUCACAAUUGCAAUGAUGGCAACUUUUGGUAGUUAUGCUUAUGGACUUUUUGAUGAUAAAAGAAAAGGUGAAAUGCUUGAUAAUGAAAAGAAAGAAUAUGAGAAGUUACUUCGAGAAAAGUAUAGAAUUCAAAAAGAUCGAAGAAUGUAUGAUCCUCCUCCAGCACAUAAUCCAGAUAAACAAUCAUUGUUGGACAUUGGAAGGAGAAGGGAUUAA